This is a messenger RNA of Schistosoma turkestanicum, 1916 nucleotides long. NCBI's taxonomy places the organism in Eukaryota, Metazoa, Platyhelminthes, Trematoda, Strigeidida, Schistosomatidae. The record is from the annotation of a GenBank genome assembly.
UUGGAUCGCUGAUGCAGAGGUAAUCUUGAUUUUCUGUAGGUCACUCAGGGGACUAAGGCUGUUCGUAGUUGGUUUGUCAAAUACUCGUCACAACGAUAAGUUUACAGCACAGUUCAUACAUAGUCAUCAGAGGCUUGUGGUAUUCGCCGGCAUUCGAUCCUGUCCUUAUACUGAAUAAGCAUCUAACCGAGUCGGACUGAGAUGAGAAUUGUCUUCCCAUAUGGUCUUUUGGUUGUCCCAUACAUUCCUUUGGGUCUAGUGAUUGUGAUUUUGCGUUUGGUAAUAUUUGCACAUGCGUUCCUAGCUUCAUGGGUGCUAUCACAGUUCGAAUCUCUUCGAAGAUUCGUACUGCGCUCUAUGUGCACUGUUCUGGGUUUCGUUGUGUAUAUUGAUUCAGAUCUUCGUACUGAUCGAAACACAUGUAUGCCUUUCAUAUCUAACUAUGUUAGUUUGUUUGACCACAUGGUGCUGUGUCUUUCGGAGGAUUGUAUUACACCAAAUACACAUGUAUUCCAUUGGAAGUCAAUGCCAUAUAAUAAAGAAAAGGCACGUUCUGUUUCCGAAUUUAUUCUUCGGUGUACACGAGACAAUCAUCAACCUGUUCAUUUACUUCCUGAAAAAGCACCAUCUGGUUUUUCUGAUUGCCUUUUCAAGUUUGAUUACAAAAUGUUUGGUUCAGUGGAUAAAGUACAACCUGUGGCACUUAAAGUUCAUCGGAUCUUUCCCAUUAAGUUAGUGGUUCAUCCUGUUUCUUGGUUUAUGGAGCUGUUUUGGCAGUUCUUCACUCCUUUUACAUAUUAUCAUGUCAAAUAUUUGACUCCGAUUUGUCGAAUGUCUGAUGAACCUGAUGACGAUUUUUGUGAAAGGGUUCGCUCUGCUAUUGCUGCUUCCCUUGGAGCUACACUCAGUCCAAUAAAUGCUGAGCACCUGGCAGAUUACACUGGAACGGAAUCACCGAUCGCUUCUCUUUCCCUCCUAAAUGCACGGUCUUCAACUAUGUCUAGUUUGUCCGCAACGCCACCCAGUUCCGCUUUGUCUAGAAAGCAUUCAACGAGUUCGUCAAGCGAAUCUUCAAUCCCAAAAAUAUUGGAGUCUGAUGGGGUUCGUCUUCGCCACUGCAUUCAACCUAGCCAAAAUGCUUCAAGUUUCCCUUUCGAACAUCUAGUACCUCGAAUUAGUGAAAUACUUCGUGAUACAUCAGCGUCUCGAAUUCGUGAAGCUCUUGUAUAUACUCAAGGUGACGUUGAAUCAGCCAUUGAUUACCUUUUGGAAAAUGCAAAUGACUUGAAUAUUGAACAAGAUAGUCAUCACCAGGUCAACCAAACAAUUUCUGUUAUAUCUCCUAGCAGGUUUUCAGUUGCUGCUCCACAGUUUUUACCAAACUCUAGUUCACGUCAGUUAAGCCUCAACGAACGUCGUGAAGCCCUCUUAAAUCAUGCGCGUCAGCUGUAUCGUUCCCGCCAGCAAAAUCUACAUAAUUCAUGAAGUUACUUAUUUUGCCGCUUAACAAUCCUUCAGAGCCAAUAAACUGUGAUUCUUCUCAUGUACUUUUAACCAGUAAUUGCUUUCUUGUAAACUCGGAUGUUAAUAAGUUGAGAUCGCUUCUGGUAAAUCCAAAUUACUUUAAUCCUCAGUUUAUUAGUUCCUCUUCAUUGUAUCAUAGUAAGAUAUCCUUAAAUUUUUCAUGGUUUUACAUUAAUCUUUAUUACCCCUAUUGGGGACCGUCUGAAUAAUCGUUUUGCUGACGCUAAUCUACAGCAUUAUCAGUUAUUUGCUAAAUCUGGAGUUUGUUACCAACUGAUAGCUUAAACCAUACCGCAGUAGUUAGAAUAACUGGAUCCAGUAAGUACUAGAAAUACUUCUCAGACGUACAGUGCGAAGAAACGUGAUUUACGGAUAAGAAAAUCGAAUUUGAC